Molecule: messenger RNA, 747 nt
Organism: Eruca vesicaria subsp. sativa (arugula)
Lineage: Eukaryota; Viridiplantae; Streptophyta; Magnoliopsida; Brassicales; Brassicaceae
Source: the annotation of a GenBank genome assembly
AUGGUUCAACCUCAAGUUCAAGAUCAUAGGCAAGAUCAAUUCCGAGAAGUGGAUAACCCUCAGAAGACGUUGGCCCUACUUGUCGCGGUGAUCUUCACUUGUGUAGCUUACCUGAUCCCUCUUUUCGCGGUCACUGGUGCUGUCUCGGUGGACCAGAGCAGAUGGGAAACAGGGUUUCACGCAGAAGCAGCUGAGAUGAUUGCAGGAACAUGGCUUAAGAUAUUGAUUGAGAUUGGCGCUGUUUUAUCAAGUAUAGGACUCUUUGAAGCUCGGUUAAGCAGUGGUGCUUAUCAGCUAGAGGGUAUGGCGGAGCUAGGGUUCUUACCUAAGUUCUUUGGUGUAAGAUCUACAUGGUUCAACACUCCUUCGGUUGGGAUUCUUCUCUCAGCUCUCAUGUCUCUCGGAUUGCCUUACAUGAACUUCACUGACAUCAUCUCCUCGGCUAACUUCUUGUACACGUUAGGGAUGUACCUUGAGUUUGCGUCUUUCCUUUGGUUAAGAAAGAAACUACCUGAGCCAAAGAGACCUUACCGUGUCACGCUGGACAUACCAGGGCUGGUGAUUAUGUGCUUGGUUCCUUCAGCGUUUCUCAUGUUGAUCAUUGUGUUUGAUACUAAGAUUGUGUACCUACUUUGCGGUUUAAUGACCAUAGGAGCAGUAGGUUGGUACUUCUUGAUCAUUUACUUCAGGGACAAGAAGAUCUUUGAGUUUAACCAAGAUGUUGAUUAUCUUGAUGAUGUUAAAUGA